This is a messenger RNA of Penicillium vulpinum, 1644 nucleotides long. RefSeq names its product cytochrome P450. The coding region runs from base 1 to 1644 and encodes 547 amino acids. Gene Ontology annotation, molecular function: oxidoreductase activity, acting on paired donors, with incorporation or reduction of molecular oxygen; monooxygenase activity; heme binding. NCBI's taxonomy places the organism in Eukaryota, Fungi, Ascomycota, Eurotiomycetes, Eurotiales, Aspergillaceae. The record is from RefSeq and is a predicted model, not a curated record. The transcript is spliced from 2 exons.
AUGUCCGAUACCAAAGCAUAUCUCAGCAACUAUACUGGUACUGCAACGCUUAGCAACCUCAUGCAAAGCUGGUUAGUACCAGCCCUGGUGGCACUCGCCGUUGCAGGGCGUCUGCUUCUCUCAGUCUAUUCCAAUUGGCGCCAUGCCCAGAGAGCUCGCAUGCUGGGCUGUGGAGAAUGCCCUCUCUACCCCAGCCAGGACCCUUUCGGUAUUUCCACCCUCCGUGAGACCCUUGGCGCAGCGCGAGAAAAGCUGCUCCCCAUACUAGCAGAGAAGCGGGUGGCUUUUCUAUCCCAUCAGCAUGAGAGAUACGUUUCUACCUUUCGAGUGUGCCAGGCUGGUCGGGAGAACCUGUUCACGGCAGAUCCCAAGAAUAUCCAGGCUAUGCUGGCGACUCAGUUCAAGGAUUUCGGGUUAGGUGAUACGCGUCGUAAUGUAGCUUACCCUAUUGUUGGCCAUGGAAUUUUUACUGCUGAUGGCGAGAGUUGGUCACAUUCUCGAUCACUACUACGGCCUCAGUUUACGCGAGAUCAGAUGAACAAUCUUGACAGGGAAGAACGCCAUGUUUAUAAUGCGUUGCGUGCCAUUCCGAUGCAAUCUGACGGCUGGUCCUCUGCAGUGGAUAUGCAAGCUAUCUUCUUUCGUCUUACCCUUGACUCAGCUACAGAGUUCCUCUUCGGUGAAAGCUCCGAUAGUCAGAUUGCUGCCACGCAAAAGGAAGCGGGACAGGCCUCUGAUGAUACUUUUCUCUACGCGUUUGACCGGUGCAUGUGGUAUCUCGCGGAACGACUCCGGUUUGAGCGGCUCUACUGGAUGGUCUACAAUCAGGAGUUUCGGAAGUGCAUCAACAUUGUGCACGCUUUCGUCGACCGGUAUGUCCACUCUGCUCUGAUCCAGGCGCAGCAGCAGGAAGAGAAACCCCAGGACAUCGAACAGGUUUCGUCGCAGUACAUAUUCCUAAAAGCCCUAACUAGUACUACAAGAGAUCCUAUUGUGUUGCGCGACGAAUCUUUAAAUGUCCUCUUAGCAGGCCGUGACACAACGGCUUCUCUCCUGAGCUGGGCGAUGCUCCUUCUCGCACGACACCCGCACAUCUUCGAAAGACUUCGAAGCGAUAUCCUCGAGCAAUUCGGUACUUACGAUCAGCCACAAAACAUGGACUUUGCGUCUUUGAAAUCAUGCCAGUAUCUCCGGUAUUUUAUCAACGAAACUCUUCGUCUUUACCCGAUCGUACCUUUUAACCGCCGUUGCGCGACAAGGGAUGCUACGCUUCCUAGCGGCGGCGGGAAAGACGGCACCUCCCCGAUCUACGUCCGCAAGGGCCGUACAGUCUUGUACAGCACCUUCAUCCUGCACCGUCGAAAAGAUAUCUGGGGCGAGGAUGCUGAAAUUUUCAAUCCUGAUCGAUGGGAUGGCCGGAAGGUCACCUGGGAGUAUAUUCCGUUCAAUGGGGGACCCAGAACAUGCAUUGGUCAGCAGUUUGCUUUGAUGAGAACUAGCUAUGUGUUGGUGAGAUUAUUGCAGAGGUUUGAUAGGAUUGACGAUGUGCACCCUGAGAAGGAAAUUCGUUAUGGUGUUUCACUUACGUCUUGUCCGGCUGAUCCGGUUACCGUAAGGUUGCAUCAGGCAGAGACCGGGGUUUGA